AUGGGCACCAACAGCGAGAAGGAGAAGGAGCUGAUGGAGCGGGCAUGGAAUCAGGCUUCAGGAAAUCUGGUAUGGCCGAUGCUUUCCCGAUCCAAUUACCAAGAGUGGUCGGCUCAUGUGCAAUGCAAUCUCGAAGCCAUGUUCCUGUGGGACGCAGUUGAAUCUGACAAGGUCGAGCGACGUCGUGAUCGGCUCGCUCUGGGCGCCAUGAUCCGUGGUGUUCCCCCUGAGAUGCACUCGAUGUUGCUGAACAAAAAGGUUAAGGAGGUGAAUGCGCAGAAACUUCUAGCCGAGUUUGAAGCAAUCUCUUUCAAAUCUGGUGAAACAAUUGAAGACUUCGCUGUGAGAAUUGGUAAGAUUACGACCGAUCUCAAGGGCCUAGGGGAGAUGAGUGUCGAUGAUGUUCGUGUUGUGAAAAAGUUCCUCAGAGUCGUGCCACCGAGAUAUAAUCAAGUGGCAGUUACAAUUGAGAUGUUCUGUGAUUUAAAAACCUUGUCUGUGGAAGAACUCGUUGGACGUCUGCGUGCUGCAGAAGAUCGAUUCGAGCCCACGGUGGAGGAGGUCACCAAUAAGCAAGGACAACUCAUGAUGAUGGAGGAUGAUUGGGCCGCGAAGCACAAAGCGAGGAUGAUGACAGAUUCGUCCUCAGCUGGGGGCAAGGGUGGUGGUGGCUAUGGCCACCAUCAGAAGAAGAACAAGAACAGGGCGCGUGGUGCAGGAGGCGGUGGUAACCGUGACUCACGUGACUUGGGAGGCAAGGAGGCCAACAACACCGGUGCACCACGCCGCAAAGGCCGCUGUAAUAAGUGCAAGGUUUAUGGCCAUUGGGCCAGGGAGUGCAAGAAGUACCCGCGGGAUCAGGCAGAGGCAGCUCAUCAUGCCAAUACUGAUGCCGAUCCACAACUUGCUCUUCUAGUGGCACAAGUUUGCAAUGUGGUCAGAACUGCAGGAGUUGCAGUAGCACCCUGUGUGUUUCUGAACUAG
This is a messenger RNA of Miscanthus lutarioriparius, 984 nucleotides long. NCBI's taxonomy places the organism in Eukaryota, Viridiplantae, Streptophyta, Magnoliopsida, Poales, Poaceae. The record is from the annotation of a GenBank genome assembly.